Fukomys damarensis (Damara mole-rat) is the source of this 1903-nucleotide messenger RNA. It is a transcript of the gene Lcp2, whose product is annotated as lymphocyte cytosolic protein 2. The record is from RefSeq and is a predicted model, not a curated record. Bases 239 to 1843 code for a protein of 534 amino acids. The transcript has 22 exons. Gene Ontology annotation, molecular function: protein binding. Gene Ontology annotation, biological process: cell surface receptor protein tyrosine kinase signaling pathway; intracellular signal transduction. NCBI's taxonomy places the organism in Eukaryota, Metazoa, Chordata, Mammalia, Rodentia, Bathyergidae.
UAAAGGAAACUAGCUGAGUCGUUUUCUGAGAAGAGACCAUAUUUGUUCAGAGAGGAAGCCGUUGCUUUUUGGGAUUUGGCUACAGUAGAAAAGACAUCUGCUCCAACAAGGGUGUUUCUGAGGCUAGCUGGGAAUUGGAAGAGCCAAGUGCACCUCCAGAGUCAGGAUCUGGGGUUCUUCUCUGUUCAUGGGUGAAGUGCCUGUGACCAGCUUGUGAGCUUCCUCCAGAGCAGCGGCCAUGGCACUGAAGAAUGUGCCCUUUCGCUCAGAGGUCCUGGCCUGGGACGCUGACAGUCUUGCUGACUAUUUCAAAAAGCUGAGCUACAGGGACUGUGAGAAGGCCGUGAGGAAAUACCACAUCGAUGGAGCUCGAUUUCUGAACCUGACGGAAAAUGACAUCCAAAAGUUCCCGAAGCUCCGGGUGCCGAUCCUCAGUAAGUUAAGUCAAGAAAUCAACAAGAAUGAAGAAAGGAGGAGUAUUUUCACACGCAAACCCCAAGUCCAGCGGUUUCCUGAAGAGACAGAAAACCAUGAAGAGGACAAUGGGGGCUGGUCAUCCUUUGAAGAAGAUGACUACGAAAGCCCCAAUGAUGAUCCGGAUGGGGAGGAUGAUGGAGACUAUGAGUCCCCCAACGAGGAGGAAGAGGCACCCGUGGAAGAUGAUGCUGAUUAUGAGCCGCCACCCUCCAAUGACGAGGAGGUUCUGCAGAACUCCAUCCUGCCUGCCAAGCCUUUUCCCAGCACCAACUCCAUGUACAUUGACAGGCCUCCUGCUGGUAAAAGCCCCCAGCAGCCUCCCGUGCCUCCCCAGAGACCAAUGGCUGCCCUUCCUCCACUGCCUACUGGCCGCAGUCACUCGCCACUGCCUCCACCCCAGCCCAACCAAGAAGAACCCAGCAGAAAUCGAAACCACAAACCAGCGAAGUUGCCUGCUCCGUCUAUAGACAGAAGCACAAAACCUCCCCUAGAUCGUUCUUUAGCCCCGCUGGACAGAGAGCCCUUCCCAAUAGGAAAGAAACCAACAUUUUCUGACAAGCCCUCAGCUCCAGUGGGAAGGACUCUCGGGGACCAUUUACCUAAGAUACAAAAGCCUCCUUUACCACCAACCACGGAGAGACAUGAAAGAAGUAGCCCCCUUCCAGGGAAGAAGCCACCAGUACCAAAGCCCGGAUGGGGAGUAGACAAAAGAGAUAAUAAUGAUGAAGAUGAUGUGCAUCAAAGACCUUUGCCCCAGCCGGCACUUGUUUCUAUGAGCUCCAGUACUUUUCCUUCAAGAUAUACUAAACCAAACUCCAAGCACUCCUUCCCACCAUCUCACAUGCCUGGAGCUUUCUCAGAAAGUAGCAAUAGUUUUCCACAGAGUGCCUCCCUGCCGCCAUACUUCUCUCAAGUCCCUAGCAACAGACCACCUCUCAGAGCCGAAAGCAGAAACUUUCCCUUGCCAGUUCCAAACAAACCUCAGCCACCAUCCCAGGCAGAAGAGGAGAAUUCCCUAGAUGAAGAGUGGUAUAUUUCUUAUAUUACCAGACCAGAGGCAGAAGCUGCUCUUAGAAGGAUAAACCAGGAUGGCACUUUUCUGGUUAGAGACAGCUCUAAGAAAACAACAUCCAAUCCAUAUGUCCUCAUGGUAUUGUACAAAGAUAAAGUUUACAACAUCCAGAUCCGUUAUCAGGAACAUAGUCAAGUUUACUUGUUGGGAACUGGACUCAGAGGGAAAGAGGACUUUUUGUCUGUGUCAGAUAUUAUUGACUACUUCAGGAAGAUGCCACUUCUGCUCAUUGAUGGGAAAAACCGAGGCUCCAGAUACCAGUGCACAUUAACACACGCUGCAGGGUAUCCAUAGACGAAGAUACACACAGAGAAGCACCCCGCCUGCCCACAAGCCUGACCUGACAGGAACCAC